Trematosphaeria pertusa is the source of this 2700-nucleotide messenger RNA. RefSeq lists its product as uncharacterized. Gene Ontology annotation, molecular function: nucleic acid binding. Bases 1 to 2292 code for a protein of 763 amino acids. The record is from RefSeq and is a predicted model, not a curated record. The transcript has 2 exons. NCBI's taxonomy places the organism in Eukaryota, Fungi, Ascomycota, Dothideomycetes, Pleosporales, Trematosphaeriaceae.
AUGGCGCGCAAAAAGGGCAAGAACAAGCGCGCUGCCAGAGCAACGCCCCGCCGCGCACCGCCAACGCGCUCGUGGGCGCAGGAGGAGGCCGCGACGCCGACACCCAAGUUCUCGCUCGCCGACGAGGCCCGCUGGACGUCGGGCCACCGCUCCACCGCCUUCGACUCAGCGACGAAGCUCCGUCGCCUGCCCAUCGCCUUCGUCAGCGCCGGCUGUCUGGAGGGCUCCAUCAAAGAGAAGGCGCCGCCGGUCGAGCCCGCCGCGCCUUCCUCGCCCUCCCGCUCACCUUCUCCCGCUCCCUCGCCAGCCGCCCGCAACACGGCGGCCAUGGCGCACAUGACGAUUCGUAGCCCGUCGUCCUCUGCCUCCUCCGUGGCAAGCGGCGAAGAGGUGGUCGUCUUCCGAGGCCGCGCCCACAACCCGCCCACGCAAGCAGCCCCUUCGGCUCCGGCGCCUGCAGCACCCAUUGCCCCUUCCCCCGAGCAAGAUGACUCACGGCGCACCCCGGCCGAAACGCCGCAGCUCACUGGCGCCUCGUCAGACGAACAGGCGUCUCUCCCCACCGAGGCACUAGCGACUAUGCCCGGGGAACCAAGCGUUUCCGCGCAGGAGCCUGCCAUCGCUCCUCAGCCCGGGUCUGAUGUCGACUCAGACACGAACAGCGUUAUCCAGCAUCACUUUGAGAGGCGUCGGGGAGGCAGGCCUAUCUGGGAGGGUCGCACGACGCCGUGGGUUUCCAGAAGCAAGCCAGGCAUCGGAUGGCUUCCUGUGCGCGACCGCCCAAACAUGGACGCCUUCUUGCGUGGUGACGUGAACCCGCAGGACGCAGCCAUGGACGACUACAUGCAGAACGUCGAAGACUUUGGAUUGAAAGAUGAAAUGGUCGCAUCUGCCGGCUUUGCGCGCCGCGAAAUGCAUCUUGACGCUGGAAGUCACAAUGACUGGGAGUCCGAUCCAGGCGAACCAGCAGCCGAAGACGGGCAGGGCGAAUGGGAUUCUGACGCCCUAGGGGAUUUUAAUCAUCUAAGUACUUCCUCCGAUGUCAUGGACACGAUUGCCCGCAUCAUCUCUAAACGCACCCGGCCUUCCGGCGUUCAGUAUUUGGCGGUGUACGAGGACUCGACUCCCGAUGACGCGCGAUGGUUUCCAGCGAGUUUCUUCAACACUCCCGCGGACCAGGAGCUGAUUCGCAAGUUCGAGGCCACUCUCCUUCAUACGCGUCGUAUGACCUCCAGCAGUGGAAGCAGCGAGAGCGGUUCAGACCUGGACGAGGAGGACAAGCUCGAGUUCGUCGACGAGACAAUUGCUAGGCUUCUACAGAAGCAGGAGGAGCUAGGCCUCGGUUCAGAAGAAGUCAUGCUGUACGGCGGUGACGCAUUCUUCGGCGGGCCGGUCAGUGCCGCAGCCUCCUCAAGGGCGUUCGAUAGGCCGAGCAAGAAACGACAGCAUCGUGCUGGAGGCGGAAGGCGUACGGAGCCAUCGUUCCCGUCUGCAGCCGCCAUGUCUGACGCACUUGAGAUGGAUCCUUACGGCGGCUUCGACAUCAUGGAUACUGAGCGACCUUCGCUGAGACCUCGAAAGAAAGGUCGGCGUAGCCAAAUGCCCCCCGAGCUGGAUGACUCCGACCUGAAUGACCAGAUUCAGGCCAGCUGGGAGGCCGAUCGGGUCAAGAAGCGAUUGAAGAAGGCAGAACGCGAAGAGCUGCGAAAGUUAGGCCUGUUGGGGCGAAAGGGCAAGGCGCCCGAUCUCAGCGUCAGGUACAAAGACGGAGUCAAUGCGGAGGACAUUCUGGACGAGAUUCGCGACUUCAUGAGCUCGGAUAUGCAGACGCUUUCCCUCCCACCUAUGGAGGCCCACCGCCGCGCAGCCAUUCAUCAGUUUGUCAGUCAUCUCGGCGUCAGUUCCAGGUCGCGUGGAGACGGCACCGAUCGCUUCACAGUCUUAUCCAAGACAAAGCGCACGAUCUACGAUGACAGUAUAUUCGAGGCAUUCAUUGAAAAGGUGAAGUUGAAGAAUCGCUGGCGCGGUCCUCCUGGUGCUGGUACGAAACAAUUCAAAGGUCCGAAGUUGCCGAAAGCGACGAAAGGUUCGAAAUCUCGCCCGGUGGUUUCCUACAAAGACGGCGAGACGGUAGGCGCCUCCGCUCCCGAGCUCGGCCCAGAGAACAGGGGCCGCGCUUUGCUUGAAAAGAUGGGUUGGAGCAAGGGCAUGGGCCUGGGUGCCCACGACAACAAAGGCAUCCUUCAUCCUAUCGCCCAUGUCGUGAAGACGAAUAAAGCAGGUUUGCAGUAGGAGGAGGCUGGUCAUGUUCCAGACGUCUCAUGGUCACGGGAAGAUUCCCCGACGUCUACGUGAUGGGUUCGUUCGAUAGACGGGCUUCUGCUUGGGGAACAGUCUGCGUUGAGCACUGCGUAUUCACAGCGUUCGGUGUUCCUUUUGACCGUACUCUAGCGUUUCGUUGUCCCCUAUCGUCACGGACUCCUUCCUUGUAGAUGUUGAGUGUAUUAUAUUUUACGGGCGAUAUGUCUCCUGGAUGGGUAGAGGCAAAUUUGCAGCAUUUUGAAGGCGUUCGGGCUGCAUGGCUGCAUUCUCUUCUAUCUGGCGAGUGUGCUGGGGGCUAUCGAACACCGAAGGGCUUCCAGAGUGGCUUUCUAAAGCUAAGAUGAAUUGACAGCUUUGCCAUCUAUAUGAUCAGACCUG